Messenger RNA from Anarrhichthys ocellatus (wolf-eel), 5280 nucleotides. It is a transcript of the gene tdrd6b, whose product is annotated as tudor domain containing 6b. Lineage: Eukaryota; Metazoa; Chordata; Actinopteri; Perciformes; Anarhichadidae. The record is from RefSeq and is a predicted model, not a curated record. The coding region runs from base 66 to 5129 and encodes 1687 amino acids. The transcript has 4 exons.
ACGGAAUCCUACUGAUGAUGAGUCACCUGCAACAAACAUGGUGUAUUUGACCUCUGAACUUCACAAUGUGUUCAAUUCCAGGGCUUCCAACGCCUGGAUCAGAAGUACCUGUUGUCAUCACAAGGGCAAACCUAAACCCCAAUUGUGGUCUUGUGGAAUUAUGGGUUAACAUGGAUGAUGGAAGGAAGCCUGUUUAUGAGCAGAUGAGAGAGGAAAUUCAGAUUCCUAAAAUAAAGUUUUAUGGAUCAGAAGGAAAACCAGGAGAUCUCUGUCUGGUUUGCAUCAGUGACACAUGGCACAGAGCUCGGAUUGGAUCGAUUCAAGGUGAAACUUGCAAUGUUUUUCUAAUUGACCAGGGACAGCCCCAUAUCACCACACGUGAAGCUUUAGCAUGGGGCCAGAGUGACUGUUUUCUCCUUCCUCCUGAAACUGAAUCAUGCAUACUUGCAAAUGUCCUCUCCCUUGAGAAUAACUGGCCUGAAUUAGCCACAAAGUUUUUGGUGUCUCUGCCUGGAAAGAAGUUUAUGGGACUGGUUCAGCACGUGCUGAUGCCAGACAGGACUAUCCUCCUCGACAUACCAAUUGUUUCCAAGCACAUCUGUAACAUUGGAGUUACAAAGAAGAUGCCAGUAGAUGACUUUAAAAGUCUUGUGCAGAGAUGUCUUGAGGAUGUACACCCAACGCAGGAACAGAAUGUUAAUUGCCAACUUGAGAAGCAUGACCGAUACUUUUGCCCAGAACUGUUAACUGAUACUUUGGAAAUUGUCAACGUGACAGAGGUAACUAAUCCAUGUAACAUUUUUUGCAAACUCCACAUUUUUUCCAAGGCAGUGAAGAUUUUAUCAGAACAGAUCCAGCAGCACUAUAAAGAGAACUCCGAUUUAGUAGAAACACAACCUUUGACCUGCGGGGAUCCAUGUGCUGCUCGAGGGAUAAACGGCAGAUGGCAUCGCUCGUUGGUAAAAGAAACAAUGACUAGCGAUGGUGCUAUAGAAGUUUUGCAUGUGGAUGAAGGAAAAAUUGAAAUUGUCCCAGUUGGAGACAUUAGACCUCUGCAUGGAAAUUUUCUGAGAAUGCCAGUUGUCACAUAUCCCUGUUCUCUCGAAGGUGUAAAAUAUAACGGCACAGGUUGGACUACAGGCCAGAAUGAGUACUUAAAAUCACUGCUCCUGAACCAGAAGUUUGUGGCAAAGUUUAACCACCACAAUAUACCUCAAGAUGUCUAUCAUGUCAUUCUCUAUGCAGAUGAUGAUUCAUGCAUAAACAAUUGUUUUCAAGAGAAGUCCGGACCUUUUUCAUCCUCCGAGACAGAACGAGAUACAAAUGUCCAGAAUGAACCCAUUCCCUCAUCAUUUCUCAGUUCACUUGGAAACCAACGUUGCAUAGAUUUACAGAACAAAGUCACUGUAAAUGUUGAUGGUUUUCAAGAAGAAACUUUGCCAUGCACAAAGAACCAAGCAGUCAAUGAUAGGACCGAUGGUUUACCCACUUCUGGAGCUGAUGAUGCUCAUAUCAAAGAGAGUUCAGAUCUUUCAACAGGUUUCCCCUCUGAGGUGCAAAAUGCUUGUGAUGACGAGGCGUUCACUGUAGGAAGUAGUGUCAAUGUAAAAGUAUCUUUCAUUGAAAGUUCACAGAUAUUCUGGUGUCAACCAAUGAAAAACUGUGACUCUCUUAGACACUUGAUGCAGGACCUGCAAAACCACUAUGUAUCCAUCCACCCUCAGCCACUUGUUGAGUCAAUCUGUGUCGUUCGUAAUCCAGACAAUGACAUGUGGUAUAGAGCAAGGAUCAUGGCAAGUCACCACUCUCCUGUUGUUGAUGUGAGAUUUAUAGACUAUGGCCAAACUCAAACAGUCCCUGUGCGAGAUGUGUGCCCCAUUGAUCCAGCUUUCCUACAGCUGAAUGUGCAGGCUUUCCAGUGUUGUUUGUUCAAUUGCAAGAAUUCCACUAAUCCCACUUCCAUCACUCGGACUGAUAACGCAGAGUUUCAGCAGUAUGUGGAUUCAUGCGCCUCGUCAAACAUUGGGUUGAAAUGCACUGUGAAGGCUGUAACAUCUGAUGAAGAAGGUCUGCUGCUCAAUGUGGUCCAUAUUGAAGCACCAUCUGACGGUGCAUGCAAGCUUCCGACUCAGGAAUGUGCACAGGCUCAAGCGCUCCUUCAAAUUCCUCCACGGGUCCCAUCAGACGUAUACAAUUACUCCACAUACAAUAUUGAGGUUGAUGGAAAAGAAGAUGUGUGGAUAACCUAUUCAGAGAAUGUCAAUCGAUUCUACUGCCAACUGGACAGGAAUUUACACUUGUUUUACAAAGUGAUGAAAACUGUUAAACAACUAAUCAGCCAGCCACCGUGCACAGAUCACCCACUUGGACUUGAUAGCAUUUGCUUUGCUAGGUUCAGUGAUAAUCAGUGGUACAGAGGUCAAGUGGUAGAAAUGUCUCCAAAAAUUAAAGUGCACUUUGUGGACUAUGGUCAUACCCUUUCAGUGAAUGAAUCUGAUAUUUGUCCCUUUCCCACGGAAGCAAGUGUUGCCAGGUCUGUUCCUGUGCAGGCUGUUCCACUUGGAUUGUUUGAAGUCUCUACAGAAGUGCCACAGAAAGUCAACGAGUGGUUUUCAGAGAGUGCUAUUGGCCAAAUGUUCACCAUUUCAGUGGUAGCAAAAGGGGAGAAAGGGAAGCUCAUUGUUGAACUGUUUGCUGGAGCUCUGAAUUUAAAUGUGAAAGUCAGAGAGAUGAUAUCAAAGAUGACACAACAAGAGACAACUGGUCUCAUUCAGCAGACUGACCAGCAGCUCUCAAACGGCUCAGAACAUGACACUGUGCAAAAUGAGGACUGUUUAACGCAUGAGCUCAUGAAUGUAUCCGUAUUGACAACGAUGAAAGAUCCCAAUAAAGUGCACAAUAAUGGACCAUGUGCGAGAGAUGAGCGGAGUUCACAAUCCAUGACUAAUUCCUCUGCACAAAAGUUUGAAAAGAAGACUUUAGAUGAAGGAAGAAAACCAACUUUGGAUAUUAUGGACAAAGAAAUUGAAGGUGGCCAAGGUGACUCAGUAACACAACUUUCCCCUUCUUCCUGUCCCGAGGGAAAUGUGAACAUCUGCAUGUACAAGUGGCCAAACAUUUCUCAAAACGGAAUCAAGGAGGUAUAUGCAUCCUGCAUUGUUGGACCACAUUACUGCUGGUGUCAGUACGCCAACACUGAAGACUUGAACAUAGUGUCGAGUCUUGCUCAGGAAGCGGGACAGACACAACAGGACAUGAUGUUCCCUGAGACUCUUGCUCCUGGCAGUCCAUGCCUUGCUCAAUUCUCCAGUGACAACAAGUGGUAUCGAGCUCAAGUAAUUCGCAGAGUUGACGAUGCCUUCCGUGUCUUGUUUAUCGACUAUGGAAAUGAGUGUGAUGUUAACUUCAAGAAUGUGAGAUCACUGCCACAGAGUCUGCUGGAGAAGGCUCCUCAGGCCUUUUUGUGCUCUUUGAAUGGAUUUGAUGAGUCCAAGGGCUCCUGGAAUGACGAAGUUUACGAUGACUUCUACAAUCUUCUGGUUGAUAAACCACUAAAACUGACAAUGUUCAACAUGGAUGACCAUUCAGAGGCUGCAGUUCCCCAGUAUGCAGUGGAAAUUGAGUGUGACGGAGCAAUUGUUAAUGCAGCAAUGCAGAAAUACUGGAAACCAGUUGCCAAAGAGUGUGUUUCAAUAGAACACCCUGAAAAAGAAGCUGUCCAAGAUAUUCAAACUGAGUCCAACAUGACACAUCCUAAUGUUUGCAAAGGAAAUGUGAAUACUUAUAUGUACAGGAAGCCAAAAUUCUCCAAAAAGGAGGAGGUAUAUGCUUCUUGUAUUGUGCAACCCCAUUUCUUCUGGUGUCAGUACGCCAACACGGAGGAGCUCAGCGAAGUGUCAACACUUGCUCAGGAAGCAGGACAGACACAACAGGACAAGAUGUUCCCUGAGACUCUCGGUCCUGGCAGUCCAUGCCUUGCUCUCUUUUCCAGUGACAAACAGUGGUAUCGAGCUCAAGUAAUUUCCGGAGUUGAUCAUGCAUUCAGCGUCUUGUUUAUCGACUAUGGAAAUGAGUCUGACAUUGACAUGAAAAAUGUGAGAUCGCUGCCUCAAAGUCUGCUGGAGAAGGCUCCUCAGGCCUUUUUGUGCUCUUUGAAUGGAUUUGAUGAGUCCAAGGGCUCCUGGAAUGACGAAGUUUAUGAUGACUUCUAUAAUCUUCUUGUUGAUAAACCACUAAAACUGACAAUGUUCAACAUGGAUGACCAUUCAGAGGCUGCAGUUCCCCAGUAUGCAGUGGAACUUGAGUGUGACGGAGCGGUUGUUAAUGCAGCAAUGCAGAAAUACUGGAAACCAGUUGCCAAAGACCGUGUUUCAAUAGAACACCCUGAAAAAGAAGCUGUCCUCCAAGAUAUUCAAACUGAGACCAACAUGACACAUCUUAAUGUUUGCAAAGGAAACGUGAAUACAUGUACGUACAAGAAGCCAAACUUCUCCAAAAACAAAAAAGAGGAGGUGUAUGCUUCUUGUAUUGUGCAACCCCAUUUCUUCUGGUGUCAGUACGCCAACACGGAGGAGCUCAGCGAAGUGUCAACGCUUGCUCAGGAAGCAGGAAAGACGCAACAGGAUAUGAUGUUCCCUGAGACUCUUGGUACUGGCAGUCCAUGCCUUGCUCAGUUUUCCAGUGACAAACAGUGGCAUCGAGCUCAAGUAAUUCGCAGAGUUGACGAUGCGUUCUCUGUCUUGUUUAUCGACUUUGGAAACGAGGCUGAUGUUGACAUCAAGAAUGUGAGAUCACUGCCUCAAGGUCUGCUGGAGAAGGCUCCUCAGGCCUUUUUGUGCUCUUUGAAUGGAUUUGAUGAGUCCAAGGGCUCCUGGAAUGACGAAGUUUACGAUGACUUCUACAAUCUUCUGGUCGAUAAACCACUAAAACUGACGGUGUUCAACAUGAAUGACCAUUCAGAGGCUGCGGCUCCUCAGUAUGCAGUGGAACUUGAGUGCGAGGGAGCGGUUGUAAAUACACUGAUGGAGAAAUACUGGAAAGGACUGGACACAGAUCAUGCCUUGGAAGAACGUUUGGGAUCAGUGACCCAAGAUGAGUGUCAACCUCUGCAAGGGAAAUUCAAGUCAUGAAGCUCUGGACCAAGAUGAAUGCCCAUGGGGGAAAACCCAGUUGCGAGAGAACAGCCUUUACUUUCGUGCACUGAAAGUUCAUAUUUGUCUUGUUAGAAAUGUUAUUUUACUAACUAUAUGAAAUGAAGCUUGUCCUGUGAUGAAUUUGCCA